UGGGUGAGGCAUAUGAAAUUUCACUAAAUAGAUAGGUCCAGCUUUCUUUGUAGUUAUAACUUCAUCUUAAUGAAGAAGAACAAAAGAAAGUAAAAGUAAAAGCAUGGAACACACAGGUGACACAGUCAUGAUCCACGGUCAGAUUCUUUUCCCAUAAGAAAUUUCCCCUCAAAUCGCCAGACGUGAUGCACUCGACAGCAUAAAUUCUCUUCUCUGUUCUGCAAGCAAACUCUUUAAAAAAAUUCCUCAGAAAAGCCUCCUGCUCCUUAAUCUGUGAUCUCCACACUUCUUCUUUGUUUAAUAGUUAAUACCCUAUUUAGCACUAAGCAAAACAACCAAUAUAUAAUUAAAGAAGGGCAUCCUAUUCUUUUUCUCCUUCUGCAGUUCAGAAUCCACAUCCAACUUUCAAGUCUGAACCCUUCCCUUCCUCGAACACACAGAUCGAACCCACCUUUUUUUUUUUCAGAUUCUGUAAGCUAAUACACAGUACAUAGUUAUUCACUCUAUAUAUUUACAUACAUCUCUCUCUUUUUUGUCAAUAUAUACUUGUGUGGAAGCGGAUCGAUGUUAUGGGAGGCAUGAUGUCAUUUUUCAAAAGCAGUAGCAGGAGCCGCUCACUAUCAAGAAGCACAACCGGCGACACUGGCGGCAGCGUGACUAGGAGAACGUCAUCCUAUGGUUCGAAGAAAUCAUCAAGCAUGAGUAGUACCAGUGGUGAUAAAGCUGCACAUACAGGAACCCAGAAGAAGCACAAGUACGCAUAUAUUCCUGAUAACUUCACAUCCAUUGAACAGGUUACAGAUGCAUUGAGAAAGGAAGGACUAGAGUCGUCUAAUCUCAUUGUUGGAAUAGACUUCACUAAAAGCAAUGAAUGGACAGGCAUGAAGUCAUUCAACAAUCGAAGCCUACAUGCCAUUGGCGAUGUACCUAAUCCGUACGAAAAAGCUAUCUCUAUAAUCGGAAAAACUUUGUCUCCCUUUGAUGAAGACAACUUAAUUCCUUGUUUUGGCUUUGGUGAUGCUACCACUCAUGAUCAAGAGGUGUUCAGCUUUCACACUGAUCAUUCACCCUGUCAUGGUUUCGAAGAAGUCUUGACCUGCUACAAAAGAAUAGUUCCUACUUUACGAUUAUCAGGGCCAACUUCUUAUGGACCUGUAAUUGAGGCUGCAAUGGACAUUGUUGAUAAAAGUGCAGGUCAAUACCAUGUGUUAGUUAUCAUUGCAGAUGGCCAGGUUACAAGAAGCAUCAAUACCAACGACAAGGAAUUGAGUCCACAAGAGGAGAAGACAAUCAAAGCAAUUGCAGAUGCAAGGCAUAUUAAGCAGAAUAUAAUUUAUACUUUAACAACUUACAUGAUCAGUUCCUAUCCACUCUCCAUUAUUCUUAUUGGAGUCGGCGAUGGUCCCUGGGAAGACAUGAAAAAAUUUGAUGACAAGCUCCCUGCACGAGAAUUCGAUAAUUUUCAGUUUGUUAAUUUUACGGACAUUAUGGCUAAACAAGUAUCUGCCUCUGAGAAAGAGGCUGCUUUUGCUCUUGCUGCCCUCAUGGAAAUCCCACUCCAGUAUAAGGCAACUAUUGAAUUUGGUAUUCUUGGACGUACAACAGGGAAAGGGAAGAGAACAGUUCCACGCCCUCCACCAGUUCCAUACGUUCAUCGUCCACCUCCGACUCGUGAACCAAGUGCAAUCUCAGCACCCGUUGGGAAUGACCGCGAUGAAUUGGUCUGUCCAAUCUGCCUGACUAAUGCAAAGGACCUGGCGUUUGGCUGUGGACACAUGGCCUGCAGAGACUGUGGAGCAAGAUUAUCCAACUGUCACAUAUGCCGCCAGCCAAUCCGCAGCCGUCUCAGGGUUUACUCUGGAUAACUGAACAUCGAAAGGGAGUCAUUUGUUCGUCAAGUUGUGUAUAUCUGUUCUCUGAAGUUGUUCAGACUCCCAGAUAUCUAUUUGUGCCAGAUUGUACAGUCCUGUUUUCUAGCCCAAACUUGUAGUUCUGCUUCUAUUUCCAUUCCUGUUAUGUAUACAAGUAUACAAAUAAAAUAGUUUCUUUAAAUCA
Messenger RNA from Rosa rugosa (rugosa rose), 2055 nucleotides. RefSeq names its product E3 ubiquitin-protein ligase RGLG4. The transcript is spliced from 11 exons. The record is from RefSeq and is a predicted model, not a curated record. The coding region runs from base 570 to 1865 and encodes 431 amino acids. NCBI's taxonomy places the organism in Eukaryota, Viridiplantae, Streptophyta, Magnoliopsida, Rosales, Rosaceae.